Candida tropicalis MYA-3404 is the source of this 1278-nucleotide messenger RNA. RefSeq names its product dolichyl-P-Glc:Glc(2)Man(9)GlcNAc(2)-PP-dolichol alpha-1,2- glucosyltransferase (gene DIE2). Gene Ontology annotation, biological process: dolichol-linked oligosaccharide biosynthetic process; protein N-linked glycosylation. Gene Ontology annotation, molecular function: dolichyl pyrophosphate Glc2Man9GlcNAc2 alpha-1,2-glucosyltransferase activity. Lineage: Eukaryota; Fungi; Ascomycota; Pichiomycetes; Serinales; Debaryomycetaceae. The record is from RefSeq and is a predicted model, not a curated record. Gene Ontology annotation, cellular component: endoplasmic reticulum. The transcript has a single exon. The coding region runs from base 1 to 1278 and encodes 425 amino acids.
AUGCCAUUAGUCGUUCCACAAAAUGUGUUCCCUUUAACUAAAUAUUUAUGUAUAGCGUUAUUUGUUGGUUUCACGGUAUUUGUUUUUCAAAAUAUCAAGAAUACAAUCCCUGAACCAUACAUUGAUGAGAUUUUCCAUCUUCGACAAUGUCAAACAUAUUGUGAUUACAAAUUUACUCAAUGGGAUGAUAAGAUCACUACUCCACCUGGUUUAUACAUAAUUGGAUUUGUUUACUCAAAAUUAAUUGAAUUGGUCUCAGGAUAUCCAGCGUGUAUGGAUUCAAAUAUAUUACGAUCAGUUAAUCUAAUUGGAGGGUUGGUGGUAUUGCCGUUGGUUCUUCAAUUAUUCAAGAAAUCAAACCCUCGUCAAUUUUGGAGUAUUAAUAUUAUGUCACAGCCAUUAAUGUUUACUUAUUAUUUUCUUUUCUAUACAGAUGUUUGGUCUACAAUUUUGAUAGUUUUCUCAUUGGCAUUGGUAAACAAUAAACGUUCCCAACAUCCUUUCUGGAGUGCAUUGAUUGGAUUCUUCAGCCUUUGGUUCAGACAAACUAACAUCAUUUGGAUAUGUUUUAUUGCGGUUGUUUUCAUUGAUAAGCAAGUAAUAAAUACAACUGGUAUUAUGGAUAGAAUUAUGAAAUUUACCACCACGGCAUUCAGAAAUUGGUUCAACUUAUGUGGAUAUGUUUUGAAUGUGGUGCUUUUUGCAGUGUUCUUAAAAGUAAACGGAGGAAUAACAUUGGGUGAUUCGGGUAAUCAUGAAAUAAAAAUCCAUUUGGUGCAACUAUUCUAUUGCACUUCAUUCAUUGCAUUCUUUGGGUUGUUUUCGGGCAGUAUUGCAUCUAUUAGAAGUUAUUUCACAUUCAUUACUCAGAGUAUCACUGUUAGUGCUUGCUUAUUUGCUAUCAUAUUUGUUGCUAUUAAGUAUACCACCAUAGUACACCCAUUUCUUUUGGCUGAUAACAGACAUUUUGCUUUUUACAUAUAUAGAAGAAUCAUAAAGAAAUUGCCAGCUAUUAUAAUGACUGUUCCUCACCAUUUUAGUAGUUUCACUAUUGGUCACUUGUGGAAGGGUAGCUUCAUGACUUGCUUUGCUUUCUUUGUUGCUCUCAUUGGUACUUUGGUUCCUUCGCCGCUUUUCGAACCACGUUAUUAUUUGACUCCCGUGGUUAUUUUCAAUUUAUUCAUAGAGCAUAAUAAUAGUUUGUUGGAGUUCCUUUGGUUAAAUGCUAUAAGUGUUGUUUGUUUUUAUGUAUUUGUAAACAAACAAAUCAUCUGGUAA